This is a messenger RNA of Bicyclus anynana (squinting bush brown), 2846 nucleotides long. RefSeq lists its product as uncharacterized. The coding region runs from base 1521 to 2846 and encodes 441 amino acids. The transcript has 3 exons. Gene Ontology annotation, molecular function: zinc ion binding; nucleic acid binding. The record is from RefSeq and is a predicted model, not a curated record. NCBI's taxonomy places the organism in Eukaryota, Metazoa, Arthropoda, Insecta, Lepidoptera, Nymphalidae.
UAUGAAUAAGUACUUUAAACUGCGCGUGAUUCUAUCUCAUAACGAGGACGUACAUUGUACUAGUACCUUGCACAUUUUCACAAUAAUAAGUAAUGACCGGACAGCGCAGCGGCGUGAAUGCUUGCGUCUAUGGAAUCGCGACCGCGGGUUCAAACCUCACUUCUGUUAUAACACAUUUGUACUUUUUUAAAUUAUUCCUAUCGAUUUGAGAGCAGUAGACAUUUUGAUGUGAUAUUAAAGCAGCUAAUUUAAUACUCGUAUAUCAAAAGGCAAUUCAAUUUGUUUCGGCCAUAUUGGUGUGGUGCUGUGGAGCGACGGUCGUCUGUGAAACGCACGGUGGCUUCCGUGUCACAGUACUGACAUUUUGUAGUGCAAUAAAUAAUUAGCACGUUACUUUUAGUUUUGAUUGAGUAAUUGCAGAACAAUUCAGUGAUUUGAAAUUCAUUAGUUUUGGUGUGUUUUGUCAUCGUGCUUAGCGGGCCUACUGCAACGCCUUCUCGGUACGAGGUAUCCUCCAAACGGAUCCCUGAGGGUCUGCUCUAAUGAGCUAACACUAUUAGGCCUGGCAGGGUGCCUGUGAACAUUAACAACAACCCCACAAAACUCUCCUGGCGUCCAACCAUAGCUUUAAGUAGUCAAGUAGUUAGUUUUAGUAAAGUAGUUAGCAGUAGUAUUAUUGAAGUAAUUGUAUUUGUAUAGUUGUAGUUGUAAAAUAAACUCAUUGUAAAUUGGAAUAGCUUCUGUUAUUUAUUAACUUAACCCAUAACAAAUAGCGCCCAACGUUAAAAAAAGGGUUACGUUAAUUUAAUAGGUACCACAAUAUAGUCAUCCAGUCAACAAAGAAUUUAUUUUAUCAUUAGUAUUUUAUACGCCGCUUAUAAUAUAAACUCACCCCAAAUAGAUGUAUUUUAGUUAGUAAAUUUGUUUAGUUGUUUUUAGCCUUAAUAUCAUUACAACUUCCAAUUUUAAUCAGAUUAGUGCAUAUUAUUUAAGUAUUUCUUUUACCUACCUACAUCUAUCUUUUAUAGACAAAAUUGUGAAAUUUUAUAUUGUAGACAUAUAUUUAUUCCGAUAACAAUAAUUUAAUGUAUGAUAAAUAGGUAUAUCAAUAGAGAUGGUACCCAGCAGCGGCGAAGAGUUCAAGUAAAUCGAUUCCCGACGGCUUACCUUUAUCUAAAUUUCAUCCUCCGCCACUGGUAGGUACAUUUGUUUUGCUUUUUUGUAUAUUAUAACUGAAAUUAUUGUGUGUAUACCUAACAUACGCUAUUAUUGUGUACUUUAUUCAAUUUAAUUAAGUAUUACCUUACUCAAAUAUUGGUUAACAUUGUAUUUUGUAGGUACGAGUAGGCAUAUUUUAUUUUAUUUUUAUUUUUUUUCUCACUUAAUUUCAAAGACUACCUAGUGGUAGUCUUUGGGCUUAUACUUGUCAUAGUUUAGUUGUAUUGUCUUUUGCGUAACGGUCACAUAACACGCUUUAUUUUGCAUAGCAGGAAAUUGUUUAUAUUUACUUAACUUUAAACAUGGAUCCACAACAUUUACUUAAAGAUGAAGUUGAAUUUGAGCUCGCGUGCCGUGGAUAUAGUCAGCCAGGUCUGGUUUCUGCCUUAAAAAAAAUCCUAAAAAAAAUGUUAGAGGCAGAAAGUGUAAUGAGCGUAUCUUAUGAAAUAAAAUCACCUCAGGCGUCUGUCACUACACCUAGUCUCGAGUUAGACGUAUGUGCAGUUAAAGUUAACAACCUCAUGUGUUACGUUUCUGAGUUAAAUGAAAAACCAGAUAAGUUACUUUUUAAACGUUUAGUUUCGCGGCUAUUUCAUGUGGUCAAUAGGUUAAAGUUGGCCGUGCCGGUGGAUGAAGUAGAAAAGGAUAGACGGAACGUACUUUUAGACAAAGCUGUAAUUUUAUUAAAGGAUUUAGAGGGGAAGGAUGAGAUAGAGGAUAGUGAUCACAUAACUCCAGAAAUGAGAGAGGCACUACAUAAUUCUAUAGGGGAUGAUGGUAAGAAAAUUUUAAACUUAUUAGAUGAGCAUGUUAACCCAGAAAGUGUACUUCCCUCCGCCUCAGAAGCAACGAAAAGCGUAGACACUCAAGGAAUUUUCGCUUUAAAUAGUAAUAUUCAAAGGAAAGUCAGUUUUGCGCAAGAGGACUUACAUAUUCCCUUUGGUAGGGAAAAACAAUCUCCAUGUAAAGUUUUUAAUUCAACUACAUUUGACGAGACGCCUAUGCGUAAACUUAAAUUGGUUCCAAUUUGUCAAUGGGGUGUACACUUUUAUGGGGAUAAUAAAUUUAGUGUCAAUGCGUUUAUAGAAAGGGUACAUGAGUUGAAGGAUGCCAGAAAUGCCACAGAUGAUGACUUAUGGCGACAUGCCAUCGACUUUUUUAAAGGCGACGCGUUAAUUUGGUUCCGAGCAAAUAGAGAGUUCGUAGGUAGCUGGAAUGAACUUGUACUAUUAUUAAAACGUUCAUUCCAGUCACCUUUUUAUCAGGAAGAGCUUCUUUCAGAAGCAAAAGCUAGGACGCAAGGAAAAUCCGAAUCAGUGCUUAUAUUUAUUGCCGAACCUAACACGGUAGUAAACUCAUUAGAGCCAGAUUUAGCAUAUAAGACGGAUAAAACACUUACCAAUAGUACACCAGCUCUUACGGAAAUAAAAGACUCUAAAAAGAGUAACACUUUACAGGGGGUCAACAUGCGAUGUUGGAAUUGUCGUGAAACGGGCCAUGUGUUUCGUUCUUGCCCUGUACCAAAACAGCGUUUAUUUUGCUACCGCUGCGGUCGUUUUGGACUCACUCUAAAAGACUGUAUUUGUAAGGGAAACGGCAACGGGGAAAGCUCGAAGCCAGCCAGCUGA